AUGAAUUCUUCUUCAUCCUCCAAGUACCAUGUUCCUGCAACAAUCAUCGAUCCACCGACGACUUUGGCUGGUCGUUUUCCACGUGCUCUGACCACUGAAGACGACGGUGAUGGAUUCCUCUACAAGGGAGGUACUAAUCCAGUCGCUAAACGGGGCUGUGGAUUCCAACGCAAACCUCCUCACAUUGAUAUGGCUCGGGAGUACGAAGCUGCUGGGAAAAGUUACAGAGCUGCUCGAACCACCAUCGCCACACUAAACGAACGCCAUCGACAGCUCCGAAUUACACAGGAAGAAACCUUUGAACGAGAGCAACAGGAUCGUAGAUUCACAUCCAAUUUCGCUGAGACGAGACUUGCAACUUGCGGAGUUCCGACACUCAACUCGAUGAGUGUUCGUAUUGAGCGUCAACGUGAACUAGCGAAGGGUAAAUCCAACGAUACAUCCCCCGUUAAGUCUACAAACAAGAAGGCUCGUGAAGCAGCUCAUCGUGAGCAUCUGGACACACAGAUCCUAGCUGCAAUACGUCGCUCCUAUGGGUCCCAAGAACUGAAUCUCAAGGCAUUGGAACUUGUUCAUAUUUCACGAGCAGCUGUGUUUUCGACGCUGUUACUGCAACUAGCUCGCACGAUCCGAACUGUCAAUGUGUCUCGCAACGCUCUACGUGAACUUACUGAUAGUUUUGUCCAAACAUUCCCAGAAGUGGAUACAUUGAUUUGCAAGGAGAACGCAUUGGCACGACUACCACGACGUGCACUUGGAGACUUGCGCUACUUACGAGUGUUAAAUAUCUCUGGAAACCAACUUGCUGAACUUCCCGACCUACCGGACACACUAGAGACGCUCGAUGCGAGUCGAAAUCGACUGCAAGAUAUUCAAAAAUUGCAUGUUUUGACAAAACUAGUCACUUUGGACAUGAGCUACAACCACUUCCAGCUGCUACCUUGUGGACUGAUGGCCCUACGCAAACUGCAGACACUUCUUCUGGCUGGGAAUCGUCUUGUGACGCUUGCAACUAGACCUCAUUUUUUUCGGAGGCGUGAUGACACGGAGACUAAUCCGCAAGACGACAAAGAACCCACAGAAGAGGAGAACGAAGCUGAACGUAAGCAAUGGAAAGUAGAAGUAGAUCCGAUUUCAAACAACAAAGUGUAUUUCCACUUGCAGUCGAAGCGUAUGACUCGCGCCAAACCCAAGUGUUUCCAAGUACGAAUUCCAAGGCUUCAACUCGGCAAUCAAGGUCCGACACAGGAUAAGCGAGCGUUGCUGAAGAGUUAUCCGGAUGGAUGGGAAAUCGUCCUACCAAGUGCGUCAGACACCUCAACAGCGCUACAAUUUGUGAAUCAUUGCACUGAAGAAAACUAUGCAACGAUCCCGCCGGCACUUGAUCGCUGGGAUGGAGUCGAUCACUUGCAAUUACUCGUGUUAUCCGGCAAUGAGCUACUGGAUCUCCCGCCUUCGAUCGGCAAACUGAAGCGGUUAAAGCGUCUAGAAGCGGAGAACAACAAGUUAUUAACUCUCCCUGACGUUUUACAAGGUCUCGAGGCGCUUGAGACACUGAAACUUGGUAUGAACGGGCUAGCAACAUUACCUCCGUCAUUUUCGAAGUUAGUUAACCUCACUGACGUCGACAUCAAGUUAAAUCGUCUUCGAGACUUACCAGAACGUCUAGGAGACUUGCAACAGCUUCGUGUGCUUGAUGCAAGCUCCAAUGUGUUAGAGACACUCCCCCGCUCUUUUCUAGCUCUGAAACGGAUUGUUACAUUGCGGUUAUCGGGAAAUGUUCCACUACUAGCUGCGGGUUUUGCUAUCGAGUCUUUACGAAGUGGGAACUUGGCAGAGAUACGAUGGCAACUAGAGCACCAGAUUGAGUGCGAAAAACACGGAGGAUCACGACCACCAGAGCCACGAGCGCGACUAAUUGGCGUUGGCGCUGAGUGCUGGAGUACCGACCUGCACGUUAACCGCGAAGUCGCUCGAGCCGUUGAACUUGCUCAGGAAACACACACGCUCUCACUGCACUGGCGCGGUCUCGAGGCUCCUGAACUACCUCGUGUAUUCUUCACAGCUGUGCCAGAUCUACGUGAGCUUCGACUUUCCGGGCAAAACUUGGGCACUUUACCUGCGGGGUUCGGGACAUUCACGAAGUUACGAUUGUUACAACUUCGGCAAAACGAAAUUCGAGUCAUAAAACCUGAAGUUUUUGGGUCGAUUGGAACGCAGAAUGCUACAAUAAAUCUGGGACUUGGAACGAGUUUAGAGAGUCUAGAUCUUCGCUACAAUCGACUGGAGACACUGCCAGAUACGUUUACUAAUUGCGUGAAGCUUCAGGUACUACGCGCAAGUCACAACUGCAUCACAUCGCUACCAGAGUCGCUAAAUGGGCUGGCCAAUGCUUUGACGGACCUGCAACUUGCACACAACCAACUAACAAAGGGUCCACGAGCCAUAUCCUCCCUUCGAGCUCUGGAGAGAUUAGACCUAUCCUUUAACCACAUCGAGACAGUGGACGACUUGGAUUUUUCACAAUUGCCACGCCUACAAGUGUUGCGUCUGAGUGGAAAUCGACUCGUAGAAUUGCCAAUGUCUCUGGGUGGAAUGGGAACUUCCGGUGGUGGUACGCCACCCAUUCGAGAACUUACAUUUGCUGGCAAUAUGCUCGUCGAAUUCCCACCAGCUGUGCUACUGUUAGGUGCAACACUCGAGCGUCUUGAGAUGCAGAGCAAUCGCUUCGAGCGUCUUCCGUUGAGUUUUGGUGCAACACUUUCAGCGCUGGAAAUCGUAGAAAGUGACGGCAAUCCGUUCCGCUCUCCACCAGCUGAAAUUAUGCGUCUUGGAGCGAAUUCUAUUCGCUCGUAUCUACUCAAACGUCAACAGCGUGUAGACGAACUCACCGCGUUACUAAAUGCUCUGGGUCUGGACUUCGAUCGGGAGACUUUCGACAAGCCUAUCAUGCGUCAUCUCCUUCCUCCAGACGUGCCGUUGACGAGUCUACCGUUCUUAUCGGCAAACCAUCUUACAGCCUUUGACCGCGCAGUUGAUCGCUACUUGAACGGUGCGUUCUACCUCCCUCCUCCACCAAUUGGAACGGGUCCAUUAUUCCGUCGAGGUGUCGAUAUUUUUCAAGAAUUGUUACUUCGGAAACAUUUCGAGUUAGCACAACGACAUCAUCGCACAAUUCUCGAAGAACUUCAUGAGUUGCUCGCAUUAAUUCGUCAGAAACGUUGGGCAGACAAGACCGAUCUAAGGUACGAUAUGUUACGACCUUGGGGACGUAAAGGUGAACUCGUUGGCGUCUACAUGGUACGAGGCUCUUUGCUCUUCCCUGACGACUACAAAGCUGACGAUGGGAGAAUUCGAGCUCCUUUAAGUUCCGGUAGAGAGCUCCCCAGCGUCUUGAAAGUUAUUCAAACUCGAACACAGCGAGGGUUUCCACCUGAGUCUUUCGUUGAGAACAGACGCACACUACGCGAUGUAGAGCGUGCCUUAGAUCAGUAUGUCGGUCAGUACGGACCUGUUGGAGUUGCCCACGCUUGUGUACCCAUGCGUUGUGGCUGUGAAGAGCUGCUACGCUUUGGUAAAAUGCACGAUCCAUGCGAGCAACCAGGGUGGACAGUUGUGCGUGUGUUGUACACUGAAGAAGAAGUCGCACGUCGAGAGAUGGACGAGAAGAGACUGCAAGAAGCUCAAGACGCUUUACUCCCUCAGAUCCGCGCCUUCCUUGAGACUCCAGAAGGUGAAACGCGAUUCCAACGCGAAGUACGCACCGCCAAGGAUGCGUUACGUGUCCAUCUACGCGCUCUAUCGAAGCAGCUGAAGCGUCAUCGAGCCAAGUUGAAGCCACUGGCAAAAGCUCAUUUGAGAGAAGAGAAACUGGACAAGAAGAUGCAGCGUGUUGCCGAUAAAGCAGCCAAGUCUGGCAAGAAGGCUCCAUUGAAGAAAGCAGAGACGCUGGGAGAGCUGAAGGCCAGGAUCGCGAGGCGAAAGAAGUUUGAGUUCGCCGAAGCUCGUGUUCGAGAAGACAUCGAGGAACUGGAACGCGGCAAAGCGCGACUGGGUCAAGGCCACGCCGCAUUUCGACACGAGGUGGAACAGAUUUUGCUUGAGAAAGUGGGCGCUACGGUGCGGCAACGACUCGUUCGACAGCAACGCGAUAAGGCUAUUGCUAUGGGCUGGCGUCGUCCUUGGGAUGGCGUUGGAGGACGCGCUUUUGAACGGUAUCAACGGGAGAUCCUUCGACACAAACUGGGCGGUGUGGAUGAAGAGGGUGCGGCAGCAGCGCCUGAGAGCGUCACCAGGAAUGCGAAAGAGAAGAGCGCAGCAGUUGCUGAAGCUGCAAGAGUUGCAGCCAUGGCGGCGUUGGAAGCUGAGGAAGCCGAGAGAGCGGAGGACCUGGACGAUGUUAGCUCCGAUGAUGAUGAUGAUAAACACGAAUCCGAGGAUAGCGAUCUCUAA
Phytophthora infestans T30-4 is the source of this 4452-nucleotide messenger RNA. RefSeq lists its product as hypothetical. NCBI's taxonomy places the organism in Eukaryota, Oomycota, Peronosporomycetes, Peronosporales, Peronosporaceae. The coding region runs from base 1 to 4452 and encodes 1483 amino acids. Gene Ontology annotation, molecular function: protein binding. The transcript is spliced from 2 exons. The record is from RefSeq and is a predicted model, not a curated record.